Carlito syrichta (Philippine tarsier) is the source of this 4179-nucleotide messenger RNA. It is a transcript of the gene CCDC136, whose product is annotated as coiled-coil domain containing 136. The transcript has 18 exons. Lineage: Eukaryota; Metazoa; Chordata; Mammalia; Primates; Tarsiidae. Gene Ontology annotation, cellular component: acrosomal membrane. Gene Ontology annotation, biological process: acrosome assembly; single fertilization. The coding region runs from base 386 to 3844 and encodes 1152 amino acids. The record is from RefSeq and is a predicted model, not a curated record.
UGGCCCCUCUCCUCCCUAUCCCCCUGAGCUCAAUAUGCACACACCCUCUGUCUGUGCAAGCGAGAGGAGCCUAGAACGGGGGCUGCGGGGAAGGCUGGCAGCAGGGCUGGGGUCCCCGCAGGAGAGGUGGCCGAGGGAGGGGAGUCCAGAGCCAGCAGAGUGAGUCAGGCACCUCCACUGGGGUUACACAUCCCAGGGCGUCGGGGCACUGGAAGGCGUGUCCCUGGCCUUCCGCCUGGGCCCCGGCACCCCCACCCCGCAUCCCACAGCCCCUCUUCUCUCCCUGCUCUCAGGACCCACAGUGACCACUCUAGGCUCCUAUGAGGUGUCCGAGGGUUGUGAGAGAAAGAAAGGUCAACGCUGGGGGUCCCUGGAACGGCGGGGGAUGCAAGCCAUGGAGGGGGAGGUGUUACUCCCAGCUCUCUAUGAGGAGGAAGAGGAAGAGGAAGAGGAGGAAGAAGAGGUGGAAGAAGAAGAUCGAGUGCAAAAAGGUGGCAGCAUGGGCUCCCUGUCAGUCAGCAAGCACCGGGGCCUGAGCCUGACAGAGACGGAGCUGGAGGAGCUGAGGGCUCAGGUGCUCCAGCUGGUGGCAGAGCUAGAGGAGACCCGGGAACUGGCGGGGCAGCAUGAGGAUGACUCCCUGGAGCUGCAGGGCCUCCUGGAGGAUGAACGCCUGGCCAGCGCCCAGCAAGCGGAGGUGUUCACCAAGCAGAUCCAGCAGCUCCAAGGUGAGCUGCGGUCUCUACGGGAGGAGAUUUCCCUACUAGAACGUGAGAAAGAAUGCGAACUUAAGGAAAUAGAACGAGAAUUGCAUUUGGCCCAGACUGAGAUCCAGAAUCUGCGACAGGCAGCAGAGGAUUCUGCGACUGAACAUGAGAGUGACAUAGCUUCCCUGCAGGAGGAUCUCUGCCGGAUGCAGAGGGAACUUGAAGACAUGGACCGCAUCCGUGGAGAUUAUGAGAUGGAGAUUGCCUCCCUCCGUGCGGAGAUGGAAAUGAAGAACUCUGACACCUCCACUAGUUUGAGUCUCUCGGAUUUCUCCGGGUUGCAAGAGGAACUGCAGCAGCUGCGGGAACGCUACCAUUUCCUGACCGAGGAGUACCAGGCCUUGCAGGAGAGCAACAGCAGCCUCACAGGGCAGCUUGCAGAUCUGGAGAGCGAGAGGACACGAAGAGCAACAGAGAGAUGGCUGGAGUCCUACACACUAAGGAGUAUGAUAUCGACAGAGUCUCAGACGUCAGAGAUGGAUUUCCUAGAGCCUGAUCCUGAAAUGCAGUUGUUGCGACAGCAGCUGCUGGGAGCUGAGGAGCAGAUGUAUGACAUGCAGAACAAGUGUAAGAAGUUGUGUUGUGAGUUGCAAGAGCUACAGCAUCAUCGCCAGGUCGGAGAGGAGGAGCAGAGACGGCUGCAGAGGGAGCUCAAGUGUGCCCAGAAUGAGGUGCUCCGGUUUCAGACCUCCCACAGUGUCAUCCAGAAUGAGGAGCUGAAGACUAAACUCUGCACCCUGCAGAAAAAGUAUGACACUAGCCAGGAUGAGCAGACCGAGCUCCUAAAGAUGCAGCUUCAGCUUCAGUCCGAGCUCCAGCAGCUCAAAGUCAUGAAGUCCCCAGUCCUAGAAAGCCAGAGUGAGAAGGAGUUACUGUGCCGGCUGCAGAAACUGCAGUUCCAGUACCAGAACAUUACAUGCGAGAAGGAGAAGCUGCUGGAAUUACAGCACCAGCUGCAGCAGAAGCUGCGGUGCCAUGAGGCAGAGCUGCAGCGCCUCAGGGACAUGGUGGCCUCCUUCCAGGAGAGCAAUGAGAAGAACACAGAGAUUCACUCCCAGCUCCAGGAGAUGAAGCGACUGUACCAGGCCAGCAAGAAUGAGCUAGAGCAACAGAAGCACAUGUAUGACCAGCUCCAGCAGGAUUUCCUGCUCUACCAGCUGGAGCUGAAACAGCUCAAAACAACCCAGCCCAUUCCUGAGGACAAGGGGGAGUGUGCUAAUAAGUGUGAGACACUGCUGUCCAAACUGACAGAGUUGCAGGAGAAGUACAAGGCCAGCCAGAAGGAGGUGGGGCAGCUGCAGAUGGAGCAGUGUGAGCUCCUGGAGGACCAGAGGAGGAUGCAGGAGGAGCAGGGCCAGCUGCAAGAAGAGCUGCAUAGGCUCACAUUCCCGCUGCCCAAGGGUGGCCUCUUCCUGAAGAGUCAGGAGCUGCUUACAAAGUUACAAGACCUGUGUGAAUUGCAGCUGCUCUACCAGGGCAGGCAGGAGGAACAGAAGACACAGAUACAGAACCAAGAGCGUGUAUUAAAAGAACAAUUAGAGGUGUUUGAAGAACUGCGAUGUUUCAAAGAGUCUCAUUUCCAGGAAGUAUUGGAGAAUCCCGAGGAUUCUAAAUCGGCUAAAUCCUCAAAAUGUGAUCGAAACAAGAAGUCCAAGCUGUUCAUCAAGCACAUGCAGGCUCUGCAGGAGCUGUACAACACCAGCCAAGUGGAGCAAGAGCUCCUGCAGCAGGAGCAGGGGCGGCUCCUGGAGGAGCACAAGAGGCUGCAGGCAGACCUACAGCUCUGCCUGGAGGAAAUGCAGCUGCUCCAGGUACAGUCCCCUUCCACAAGGAUGAGCCUCACGUCCUGCAAGGACAGCUCUGCUGAUACGGCGCCCAGCAGUGAGAACGGUCGCAAGAGUUGCAAUAGCUCCACUGAUGAUAGCGAGAGCUAUCUCAGGAGUUACACCAGCACCCAGGCCAGCAAUGAGAGCUUUCUCAAGAGCUAUGGCAGCAGCACCAGUGCCAGCGAGGCCUACGAGAAGAGUUACCGCAGCAGCAGCAGCAGCAGUGUCACCUACAAGAAGAGUUACAGCAACACCAGCAGCUCUGAUACCUGUCACAAGAGUUAUGUCAGCAGCUGUGCUGAUGACGAGCCUGUGGAGCUGGAAGACUUGGAGCAUGUUGAGGAAAAGGUUGCAGAGGUGUUGGCCAAGCUGCAGGCAGUGCAGGCCAUGUACACGAUAAGCCUGAAGGAGCAUGACCGACUGCAGGAGCAGAUGAAGAGGGCCCUGGACAAGCAGAAUGAGCUGAAGGAAGAGCUGGAUGCCUGUGAAAAGGCCUUCAGGGAGUGCAUGGAAGGCCUCGAGAUGCCCGUGGCCUCUCAGAGCGACAAGAAUGAGAUCAAAGAACUGCAGUCCAAGCUGCGGGAGCUGCAGCUGCAGUACCAGGCCAGCAUGGACGAGCAGGGCCGGCUUCUGGCUGUGCAGGAGCAGCUGGAGGGGCAGCUGCAGUGCUGCCAGGAAGAGCUCUGCCAGCUCAAGAAGAGGCCCUCCGUGGCCAGAGAAGCCCAGGGCAAGAAUGGCAAUAAGAACACAAACAAGAACGCCAAUGGGGCCAAAGUUAAAAAGGUGACCGAGCUGUGCACAGAUAGUUCUAACAGCAACUUGGAGAUCAAAAAGAGUCUGGAGGUGGUGCUGUACUAUAAGGCCAGCCUGAAAGAAUUAGAUGAGCUAGCAAAGGAAAAGAAAGAGGAGACGGAGGAGGAAAAAGAGGAGAAAAUGGAAGAGGAAACAAAGGAGGCAUCCUGGGGUGAGCUAGCUUCUGAGCCACCAGACCCUGGGGAAGUGAAGUCCACAGAGAGUCAGGAGGCAGAAGAGGAGGAGCACAAAGACCUAGAGGAUAAGGAAGAAGGCAGCGAAGAGGAGGAGGAUAAUGACUCUCCCCCUGCAGCCGCUGAAGAAAACAACUUCCUCAGACUUUCUGAGAGCACAAAGCCAUCCCCUACCCCCGAUCCCCCUAUCUUCUCUUUGCCUCUUGUAGGCCUGGUGGUCAUCUCGGCUUUGCUCUGGUGCUGGUGGGCUGAGACGUCGUCCUAAUGCAGAACAUGUUUGGGCUGUGGAAGCCUGUGGUAUUCUUGGCUAUUGCAGCGGUGGCUCUGUAUGUGUUACCCAACAUGCGACCGCAGGAGUCAGAGUUCUGCCUCAUGGAGUGAUGGCAGGCCUGGGCCAGCGAGAGGGCAGCUCCCGGUGGCCACCACCCUCAGCUUUGGGCAGGACACACUGUGCCAGAACCCUCCUGUGUGCUCCAUGUGUCCCCAUCUCCUCAGCCUCAGUCAUCUGGGCUGGAGAGACUUGUGGGGAACGGCUGGCUCCCACCUCCUGCCUUGUGUAAGAACCUGGGUCCCUUGUAAUUAAAUAUCAACCUAAUGACA